CAUGCGCACCACACAACCAACCAAGUGAACCGCGGACAUUAUCGAUUUGUUGCAGGAAACACGGCGAGCUUCAAACCAGACUGGAAUACAAACAUAGAACUGUCAUUGAUAGUUGGAGGAAACAUAGCUAGCAAGUUUAUUUUCCAUACAUAUCCACAUUUAGGCGAACAUGCUUGAAAACAACAGCUUUUGCAAGCAGGAAUAAUAAUGUCCAUCGUGACAGUGCAACUUGGACAAUGUGGCAACCAGGUAGGCCAAGAGUUGUUCGAGGUGAUCAGCAAUGAUGCAAAUGAUACGCAAAGAAAGGUUUACAGUGAAUGCAGCAGUGAGCGUUUCUUCAAUGAGACUGCAAAUAGAGAACUCGUGGCAAGGUCAGUGCUGAUUGACAUGGAACCCAAAGUCAUCUCACAGAGUAUUGCAAAGACUGGGAAAUCUGGGAAGUGGAGAUAUGGGGACCGUUCACACUUCAGUCAGAAACAGGGUUCUGGAAACAACUGGGCAAAUGGAUACUGUGUCCAUGGACCACGUCAUGAGGAGGUAGUGAUGGACAUUGUGAGGAGGGAGGUGGAGCACUGUGACUGUCUGGCAGGAAUCGUGGCCAUGAUGAGUGUGGCAGGGGGCACAGGGUCAGGGGUGGGCACAUACGUUACUCAGUGUCUCCGUGACACCUACCCAAACUCCUUCAUCCUCAACCACCUGACAUGGCCCUAUGGCACUGGAGAGGUGAUAGUCCAGAACUACAACUCUGUGCUCACACUGUCACACCUCUACCAGCUCUCAGAUGCCAUUCUGGUUCAUGAAAAUGACACGGUUCACAAGAUCUGUGCUCAGCUCAUGAAUAUCAAACACAUAUCAUUCAGGGACGUCAACAAAGUCAUCGCCCACCAGCUAGGGAGUGUUCUGCAGCCUGCACUCACUGGUGACUCCCAUGGUAUCUACAAUAGAAACCCCAUAGGUGAACUGAUGAGCAGCCUGGUGUGUCACCCAGAGUACAAGCUUCUCAGCGUGUGCAACAUUCCCCAGGUGUCCAGCUCCUCUAUGGCUUACAGCAUGUUCACCUGGCCGGGCCUGCUCAAACAUCUACGUCAGAUGCUCAUUGCCAACUCCAAAAUGGAGGAAGGCAUCGACUGGCAGGUGCGAGCCCCCUCUUUCCAGCCUGAAGGGACAGAGAGGACCGGGAGUCACAGACGACCAGGCUUCAACACCUCCCUGGCCAACCUGCUCAUACUGCGGGGGAAGGAUGUGAACGAUGCAGAGAUAAGUGGAUUUCAGCAUCCGAGUCUAUAUACCCCCUGGCUUCCAGCAGAUGAGGCUUUCAGCAUGUGGAAAACCCCAGUCCCGUUUAACAAGUAUGAGAAGUCUGCUAUACUGGUCAGCAACAGUCAGACUCUGUUGAGGCCUCUGGACAACAUGGUGGGGAAAGCCUGGAACAUGUUUGCCUCCAGGGCCUACAUUCAUCAAUACACUAAGUUUGGGAUCUCAGAGGAGGAUUUCUUGGAUAGCUUCACGUCUCUUGAACAGGUCAUCUCUAGCUACAGUCAACUUUGAUGCUACGGUCUGCUUUGGACCAGUACGAUACUGUUUGGAUAUGACGAAAACCAUGAUUCACUCCAACUGCAAAUUUGGACAAUGCACUUUCAAGGUAAUUUCUGAUUGAGCUAACAUAUGCAGUGUUUAGCGUGAAUGUGGUCUCUGAACAUUGCCUUUAAACAUGCAUUGCGGACAAAUUGCUUGAUCAGAUUGUAUUCCAGCCUAAGCCAAUAAAAACUUGCAGGGAGCUUAUGCUAUAUUGGCAUGUUAUUGGACAGGAGAUUUAACAUUACACACGUACUGUUCUCUUGUACCAAAGGAGUCAAAGAGCAUUAAUGUUGAAAGAAUUACAUAUACACUUUUGUAAAAUGAAUUUAUACAAAUAAAAUUCCAUUAUUCAAGUUCAAGGGGUAUAAAUACAAGUAACACGUUUUAUAUGAACAGGGCUUUUAUUGAAGAUUUUUCAGAAAAGACCACUAAAUGCACACAAAACAGCCAUGAUGCCUUACAAAGAUGUCUUUGUUGGGAAGGUAAGUUUGAUUUGAAUCAUUAGCCAUAAAAGGCACUGAAAUUAGCACAUGCUUUAAAGGUUGUACCAUAGUCAAGACCGCACUCUUCAGAUGGUUAAUACCCAGAACUUCAGACAGCUUACAGGCUGUUGUUGCCAUGUGAUUCAAACAGUCAACACCAGUCUGAUAAGCUAUCUGACAGGAUGGGAGAGGGAGUAAAAUACCUGCAACAACCAGGACCAGGUCUAUACAAAGCAGCUUCGGAAAACGUAUUUUCCGACAGGACAAUAAGCAUUGCAUUAUCUGAAACAAUAAGCCGUGAUGAUAUACAACUCGCUCAUAUAUCUAGUUUCAAAUUACAACAUAUCAAUUCCAUAUUUAAAUACAUUAUUCUCCAAUUUACAAUAUAGCGAUCCAUAUGCUUUUUGAGAAUCUUGGCACUUACCUUUUGAUGUUAAUUCUUUAAAAGCAGUUCAAGCAUUUUUUCAAUCUUGGUGGUCUGAGUGCCUAAGCACUAUUACCUCAACAGUAGAAGAUGCUCUAUAUACAAUAACAUGGGGCAAGCUUACAAGAAUGGAAGCAAUUGUUUAAAUAGUAAGAGAAACUCAGACAUGGAAACAAGAAUGAUUUAGGCAUUUUUAUAUAUUCUGCUCAAAGACCGUCUAAAUGUACAGAAUAAAAAUGACACUAAGUUAGCUGAAUGUAAUGUUAAGUUACAAAUCCUUUUUGUUCCGUUUUGGUCCAAGUUAGUUUGUCCAGAUCAUUCAAAAUACAUGUGCAUACAUACCGUCCCAAAAAUAUUUCCAGGAUGUGCAAACCAAUAACACAUUGAUCCGACUUGAUAUUGCUAUUUCCAAGAAACACAAAUGAAAGAUGGUCUAUUUCUGAUCAACAGGACAAAACACAAGAAAAUGUAACCCUGAAAACGUCCUUAGCAUCAUAUCAGCAUACAAUGUCGGAGUCCAUCCAUACAGUGAAAAAUUUAGUACAAAUCAAGUCUAGUGAUUUAAGAACUGUGUUCAAUGGAAGUAGGACCCUCCACCUUGCAUAAGGCAUUGCAGCUGGUAUAGCUGCCAGCAAAACAGUUGACCUCCAGUUUCUGCUUAACUGCUUUCGGUUACUAGUCCAACACUAACUAGUCCAACACUCUAACUAGUCCAACACUCUAACUAGUCCAACACUGGCAGGGUAGCCUAGUGGUUAGACCAUUGGACUAGUAACCGAAAGGUUGCAAGUUCGAAUCCCCGAGCUGACAAGGUACAAAUCUGUCAUUCUGCCCCUGAACAGGCAGUUAACCCACUGUUCCUAGGCCGUCAUUGAAAAUAAGAAUUUGUUCUUAACUGACUUGCCUGGUAAAAUAAAGGUCAAAUUAAAAAUAUCCUACCACAUAUCACACACUAAACACAGAUGAGGGAAAACUACAAAACCUUAAGGACAAACAAACAGUAUACAUCCGUAAGCACACACAGAAUAGUGCCAGUUCAGCCUCUUAAGAAUGGAAAAGGGCAAGGUUAGUUUGAGACAGAGCUGAGGGACUCUCAGCGGUGAGUCUCUUAUCACUUGGUUUUCUCCUCAGUGUACCUCUGCUGCCGACUCUGUUGUCGUCGCUUGGCGUAGCUCUGAGCCAUGGAGUUGAUGAUGGAGAUGAUAAAGUAACAGACCAUGACCAGAACCACCUUCUCAAAGACCCAUGACAGCCAGUUCUCAGUCUGCACAGAGAGACAUGCAUACAGAGGAAUAUUACUCUUGACUAACAUGAAUGCAUUACAAUUUGUAUUAUCUUGGCAAUCAAUAAAAUCACAUGCUUUGUCUCGACUUAGGAAGGAUGGAUGAUGGUAAUAGUGCUCUUACCGCCGGGGUGCCAGCGCCAGUGUGGUGGUGGAGUUUACUCCUCUGGGCCUCCAGGUACUCACUGAAAGGCUUCUGUAUGGAGGGACCUACCCUCGGCAGAGACCUGACACAGUGGCAGGGCAAGGACAUCCACAGGCAAGGGAGAGGCGAGGCGGGGGAAAAGAGGGAGGGAAAGACAGACAACAUUAUAUCCCAGAGUACUUACCAUAUCAGCAGUAUCCCUUCACACGGUAAAAUAAUGAGGCUUUGUCGAGGGAACCCUUGGUCCAUAGGACCAGGGUUUAAAGAGAGCAGUCUAUUGCUCAUGAUGUCAAGAGUUACAAUUUCUAUGUGUCUAGCUGGGAGUUCCCACUGCCAGUGUAGUGGCGGAGAGCACACAGCAGAGUGAAGUGAGGCAGUCCUCAUCUCUUAUUUAUUCCUGAGAUCCCUAUAAGAAACCAGUCUGAGCCCAAUAACCAGGAAGUGACUCAAUAUGCUGUCAUCACAGCCUUAUGGGUGGAAACAGAUCAAACUAGGCGUGUUCAUCAAUAUGACUGUCCAUAUGGGAGGGAGAGCAAAGGAUUAGAUCACUGUGUGGGCCCCUCAGUUCAUCAGAGCUCUUUACAUUAUAGUUACAGGGAAUGCAGACAAAUUGAUUGGAAGAGAACCCUCAGACACCACAACUUGAUGUACCGGAGUAACACCACAAUAAUUCGUAGUUGACAGUACUAUACCAAAAUAAUUGGUAUAAUUGAAUCAAUGUAUCACAACCAUCAUUAAAUAAAAUAUACAAACAUUUCUUAGACAUGGUUUUUUUUUUACGCAGGUGUUAAUAUAAACUUCAUCUAAAGCUUGAAUAGACAGAUUCAAGAUAAUUUACUAUCGGGGUAAAAAGGUAAUUGGAUAAUUGUAAUUGCUGAUCUUAAACAAAGGGAUAUGGCAUGCCCAUUCCCAGACUAACUUUGAGUGACUCACUCAGCCACACACAAACUGCUGCAAUCACCAACAGUUCCGAUUCAGCGUUCAAGCACCAGUGUAACACAUAAUAGCGAGUCAGACCAGUCAAACAAUUGCAAUGGUAGCAAGCAAUUGUUCUUUCUCAUGCGACUCAUUUUAACUGUGAAUAAGAUGGCACUAUAAACUGAUCAUUAGUUGUAAGAUUUGUAUUUUAUUUGUUCAUGAUAAUAAAAAAAAUUGGUUGAGCAGAAAUAGUCAAGGAAGAGCUGAAGAUUUUAGAUCAUUAUGUUGGAUGUGUUAAAUGGAAGUGAUGAUUUAUUUUUCAUUCAUACAGUGGCUUGUGAAAAAAUGUACCCCCCUUGGAAUUUUUCCCUUUUUGUUGCCCUACAACCUGGAAUUAAAAUGUAUUUUUUGUGG
Messenger RNA from Oncorhynchus kisutch (coho salmon), 5243 nucleotides. RefSeq names its product tubulin, delta 1. The transcript is spliced from 8 exons. Gene Ontology annotation, biological process: microtubule-based process. The coding region runs from base 208 to 1548 and encodes 446 amino acids. NCBI's taxonomy places the organism in Eukaryota, Metazoa, Chordata, Actinopteri, Salmoniformes, Salmonidae. The record is from RefSeq and is a predicted model, not a curated record. Gene Ontology annotation, cellular component: microtubule. Gene Ontology annotation, molecular function: GTP binding; structural constituent of cytoskeleton.